Messenger RNA from Hibiscus syriacus, 643 nucleotides. RefSeq names its product probable alpha-amylase 2. The record is from RefSeq and is a predicted model, not a curated record. The transcript has 2 exons. Bases 79 to 405 code for a protein of 108 amino acids. Lineage: Eukaryota; Viridiplantae; Streptophyta; Magnoliopsida; Malvales; Malvaceae.
GAUUUAAGUCCCAUGUGCUUCCUUGUUCUCUUGAUUUAUAUAAUCUUUUCAUAGAAUAGAAUUACCCUAGUCCCUGCAAUGAUAUAUGGGACUUUGUUUACAUGUCUAGAUGCUCAUCGACAACGGAUAGUCAACUGGAUCAAUGCCACUGGUGGUACUUCCUCUGCUUUUGAUGUCACGACAAAGGGGAUACUCCACUCUGCUUUACAUGGCCAAUAUUGGAGGCUGAUAGAUCCUCAAGGAAAACCAACCGGAGUAAUGGGAUGGUGGCCUUCUCACGCUUGUACGUUUCUAGAGAACCAUGAUACAGGAUCUACCCAGGUACUCCCUGUAUCGCUCACGGACAUGCAUACAUUCAAACGUAAAUACACAUUACACAAACUCGGAGCAGUACCAUCUUUCUGAGUGCCAUAAUAGGUAUACUUCUAGCGGAGCUAAAAGAAACUUGUAAGGUUCAGUAGCUUUCAUGUAUCACUCUGAGGGCUAAACUCUCCUAUGUAGUCCAGUUUAGUGUAUAACUAAUCUCAAAGGAACAUCCGAAAGAUUGAAUGUAGUGCUUUGAGAUCACGAUAAAGCUUCCGUUGUCAUGUCUUAACUUCAAAUCCUGAGUGUGAUUAUCGGAAAAUGACUUUUCUGCAAGUUU